Molecule: messenger RNA, 1029 nt
Organism: Dovyalis caffra
Lineage: Eukaryota; Viridiplantae; Streptophyta; Magnoliopsida; Malpighiales; Salicaceae
Source: the annotation of a GenBank genome assembly
AUGGAGCUAGCUUUGAGUUUAGGUGAUACUUCUAAACCUUUCAAUUUUCUUGACAAAACCCCAAAGUUAUCAAGCAAAGAUCUUGGGUUUUGCAUGGGCUUGGGGAGUGGUUUUACUGCAUCAACAAGAUCACAAGACAAGCCAGGUAGCCAUGAAAGUAAUCUUCAAGAAGAUGAGAGAAGGGUCUCAUCAGAUCCACCACUUCAACUUGACCUUUUACCUCUCUCUCCUAUUCCUCGUAAACAUCAGCCUCCUUCAAAGAUUCGCUUUCCAUGGCUGACAGAUAACUUGGUUUCUGAACCGGGUUCAACCGAAGGACCAGGGAGAGGGUUUGAUGUGAACCGGUUGUCCGUGGAUGAUGCUGAUGAAGGAGCAGCGCUUUCCUCGCCGAAUAGUGCAGCGUCGUCGUUUCAAAUGGAUUUUGGGAUUAGAAGUGGUCGAGGCAGUAAGAGAGAUUUAGAGGUUAUGGAAGCUGAAAGAGCAAGUUCAAGAGCAAGUGAUGAUGACGAGAACGGUUUGACAAGGAAGAAACUAAGGCUUUCUAAAGAACAAUCAGCUUUUCUUGAAGAGAGUUUCAAAGAACAUAACACCCUCAAUCCAAAGCAAAAGCUAGCUUUAGCAAAGCAAUUGAAUCUUCGUCCUCGCCAAGUGGAAGUGUGGUUUCAAAACAGAAGGGCAAGGACAAAAUUGAAGCAGACAGAAGUAGAUUGUGAGUAUUUAAAGAGAUGCUGUGAGACAUUGACAGAAGAGAACAGGAGGUUACAAAAGGAACUGCAAGAAUUAAGAGCUUUGAAAACUUCACAACCUUUCUACAUGCAGCUUCCUGCCACCACUCUCACUAUGUGCCCUUCUUGUGAGCGCGUGGCCACCACUACAACUUCCUCUUCUGGCGCCACAACCACAACCACCAACCCAUCCACUACCACCACAACUAGCACCACCAACUCUAAAACACUGUCAUUGCCUGCUAAGCCUAGGUUAUUUGCUUUGUCACAUGGGCAAGUCCUAGCACACCAAGCUGCUUCUUGA